Molecule: messenger RNA, 1110 nt
Organism: Papaver somniferum (opium poppy)
Lineage: Eukaryota; Viridiplantae; Streptophyta; Magnoliopsida; Ranunculales; Papaveraceae
Exons: 3
Coding region: 1-1110 (369 amino acids)
Source: RefSeq, a predicted model, not a curated record
AUGGUGACUCGAGCUAAAGCAGGUAUUACAAAACUUAUACAAAAGUUAUGUCUAACAACCACUAAGUAUCCUUUGCUUGAUGAGGACUUUAUGGAACCCACUUGCUACUCAAAGGCAUGCAAGAUACCUGAAUCGAGGGAUGCAAUCAUGGACACACAGAUUAAUGCACUUAUCCGUAAUAGAACUUAUUCACUAGUGAAGUAUAUAGAUGGCAUGAAUGUUGUUGGCUCUAAAUGGGUUUACCGAAUUAAACGAAACCCCCAUGGAACUUUACAGCGUCGCAAAGCACGGCUUGUGCUCUCCCUGGCUGUAAUGAAUAAUUGGCAGUUGCGUCAGCUAGAUGUUGAAAACGCUUUUCUGCAUGGUGUUUUGGAAGAGGAAGUGUACAUAAACAGCCUGCCGGCUAUGUGGAUCCGAACUACCCUGAUCAUGUAUGCAAGUUGCAUAAAUCCUAUAUGGACUCAAGCAGGCACCGCGUGCAUGUUGGUAAUAGAUUUGGGUGCUGCUUUUGUUGUCAAAGAUAUGAGUGCUUUGUCUUACUUUCUGGGUGUUGAGGUACUGAAGCAGGGAAAUAAUCUGGUACUAUCUCAAAGAAAAUAUAUAUCAUAUUUUCUUCAUCGCACAACGCUGGAUCGCAUUAAACCUGUCUGCACUCCUCUAGAAGCAAAUACAAAACUUCAGCGUCAAGGUACUGAAAAUUUCUUAGAUCCUACGCUAUACGGGAGUGUCGUAGGGGCAUUGCAGUAUCUACAUAUUACUAUACCUGACAUUGUAGUGGCCGUAAACAAGGCUUGUCAGUAUAUGCAUGAGCCAUAUCUUGAACAUUGGGUGAAGCGUAUCUUGCGAUUCUUGAAGCAAACUAUUGAUUAUGGGUUGUUUUUCAAACCUGACAAAGAUUACUCUCUUAAUGCUUAUUCUGAUGCAGAUUGGGAAGGAAGUUUAGAUGAUCGCAGGUCAACUAGUGGUUACUGCAUCUACUUUGGGGACAAUCUAAUUUCUUGGAGUGCAAAAGAGCAAAAGACUGUUCUGAAGUCUAGCACCGAAUCAGAAUAUCGUGGAAUAGCUAUUGCUACUUCAGAACUCAUAUGGAUCCAAUCAUUGUUGAAGUAA